CCCGUUUGCCUGUCCGGUGUCUUCACUGCUGCCGCCAUAAUGGUUCGCAUCAUCAUUAAAGGAGGUGUUUGGAAAAACACCGAGGAUGAGGUUCUCAAAGCUGCCAUUGCUAAGUAUGGAAAAAACCAAUGGGCUCGUAUCUCGUCCUUGCUUGUUCGGAAGACCCCCAAACAAUGCAAAGCACGGUGGUAUGAAUGGCUUGACCCCUCCAUCAAGAAGACAGAGUGGUCUAAGACCGAGGACGAGAAAUUGCUACAUCUGGCGAAACUCAUGCCCACCCAAUGGCGAACGAUCGCUCCCAUUGUCGGGCGGACGGCUACACAGUGUUUGGAGCGCUACCAGAAGUUGCUGGAUGAGGCUGAAGCCAAGGAGAACGAGGAGUUGGGACUGGCGGGGCCGGGUGGGGAGGCGGGUCCGAGUGCGGAUGAUGUCCGCAAACUACGACCGGGAGAGAUAGAUCCUGACCCGGAAACGAAGCCUGCGCGUCCGGAUCCCAUUGACAUGGAUGAGGAUGAGAAGGAGAUGCUUUCGGAAGCUCGCGCGCGUCUCGCGAAUACGCAGGGCAAGAAAGCCAAGCGCAAGGCUCGCGAGCGGCAGCUUGAGGAAGCAAGGCGUCUUGCAGUGCUGCAGAAGAAGAGAGAGCUGAAGGCGGCGGGCAUCAUCAUGCGGCACAAGACCAAGAAGAAAGGAAUGGACUACAAUGCAGACAUCCCCUUCGAGAAGAAACCUGCUCCAGGGUUCUACGACACGUCCGAUGAACAGGCCCGCGCAACCACGGCUCCAGUGGGUCAAACUCUGCGUCGUCUUGAGAACAAGCGGAAGCCGGAGGAUGAGGAGGCCGAACGCAGGAAGCGUCAACGCAAGGGUGACGGCAAAGGCGACGCCCCGCAUCAGACCAAGUUUGUUGCGGCCCGUGAUGCCCAGAUUCAGAAGUUGAAGGAGGCCGAGUCGAUCGGCAGACGGCGCAAGUUGGUCUUGCCCGCUGCUCAGGUUGGUGAGAAGGAAUUAGAGGACAUAGUCAAGAUUGGGCAAGCUGGCGAGAACGCCAAAGCUCUGGUCAGCGGGGGUACGGAGGCAUCUACUAAACUACUCAACGAUUACGAGGGUUUGGAGAAGGCGCAGAUGGCGCGGACUCCUCGCACAGCGCCGCAAUACGAUAAUGUCAUGUCAGAAGCUCGGAACCUCAGGAACAUGACCAUGGCCCAGACACCACUCCUCGGCGACGAGAACACUCCCCUUCAUGUCGGUCCUCAGGGUGGUACCGGGUUUGAGGGCGCCACUCCUCGUCAUCAGGUCGCUUUUACACCGAAUCCGCUCGCAACGCCCCUUCAUGCCGGGGGUCUAGGGCCUGGAGCAACGCCGAGGACGGAUAUUGCGACCACACCAGCAACCGCCAUGAGGACUCCCAUGCGCGACGGUCUCCGCAUCAAUGUGGAAGACGGGUUCUCUGCCAUCGGUGACACUCCCCGGGACCAACGCCUCCGUCAGUCCUCCGUGAAGAGAGCUCUUAAGACUGGUUUCAUGAGCCUGCCAAAGCCUGAGAACAACUUCGAAUUGCUUGUUCCUGAAGAUGAGGAGGAAGAACUGGUCGCGGGUGCCCCGAUGACGGAGGAAGACGCGGCAGAGAGAGAUGCCCGGAUCAAGCGGCAACGAGAGGAGGAAGAGCGGAAGGCUCUUGCGCGUCGGUCCCAAGCCGUACAGCGCAAUCUUCCUCGCCCUGCAAACGUCGACGUCGCACGCCUUAUUGCUGAUCUGACUGUCGACGAUGACGACUCAGCCGAACUCGGAGCUGCCGCACGACUCGUACAUGCGGAGAUCGCGGAUUUGCUGCACCACGACUCCAUAGCACACCCGCUCCCGGGUACAGUGCAUCCAGGCGGCACUCGCUCGACAUAUCAGAUGCCUCCGGACGAGACGCUCGCGACUGCGAAGUCGCUGAUCCAUGAUGAGCUCGCGACAUCCCUUGGCUACCCUGGCGCACAUAAGGAUGUGGUGAAGCAGGGCGUCGUCGCGCUGUCUGGUCUGGACGAAGUCGAUGAAACCCUCUCAUGGGUCCACACGCGCGACAAGUUGGUCUACGACCCUACCUCGAACAUUUGGGUCGAGCCCAGUACAAUCUCGCACGAGUCACGCGUCGCAGGUUACAACGCUCAGCUGGAGGCUUUCCGCGAAGCGAUGUCGAAGGAGGCCAGCAAAGCCGCCAAAUCGGAGAAGAAGCUGAAUGUCAUCCUUGGGGGCUACCAAGCUCGUUCUGGGGCCCUCUCAAAACGUAUCACAGACGCCUUCACGGAACUGCAGAAGACCAAGGAGGAGUACGAGAGUUUCUCGAAACUGCGUACGAAUGAGACGGCGAUGGGGCCGAUCCGGCUCGCAUCACUGAGGGAAGAGGUGGAGAAGUUGGAGCAGAGGGAACGCAGGUUGCAAGAGCGGUAUGCCGAGCUUGAUGGCGAGAGGAGGGACGCCCUUUCUCGUGUGAAUGCUCUAGAGGAGAGGGUGUUGGCGGAGGCGGAAGCAUUGAACGAGGAAGCCCUUGCCGCGAUGGAGGAUGCCGAUGUUACUGUUCCCGCCGCUGAAGCUUGAGGGCCUGUAGUCGUUAGCUAUUUUGUUACCACUGCUGUAUUUCGUCGCUGUGAGCAUCUCCAGUCUGACAUAGUGUCCUGCUCCUAGGCCAGGUCUCUGGUCGGGUGGCCUCGUUCC
Messenger RNA from Dichomitus squalens LYAD-421 SS1, 2697 nucleotides. RefSeq lists its product as uncharacterized. The record is from RefSeq and is a predicted model, not a curated record. Gene Ontology annotation, cellular component: Prp19 complex; spliceosomal complex. Lineage: Eukaryota; Fungi; Basidiomycota; Agaricomycetes; Polyporales; Polyporaceae. Gene Ontology annotation, biological process: mRNA splicing, via spliceosome. Bases 40 to 2580 code for a protein of 846 amino acids. The transcript has 8 exons.